Molecule: messenger RNA, 273 nt
Organism: Phycomyces blakesleeanus NRRL 1555(-)
Lineage: Eukaryota; Fungi; Mucoromycota; Mucoromycetes; Mucorales; Phycomycetaceae
Exons: 6
Coding region: 1-273 (90 amino acids)
Source: RefSeq, a predicted model, not a curated record
AUGCAUCCUCUUCACAAUGUCGUGUCACCAAAAACAUAUACUACAACUAAACAUGACAACCAACACGAACUUCUAUCUCAUGCUACUGUCAUUGACAUGAGACUAUAUUGGCUCUUGACAAGAACUAUCAAGGUUUACAAAUACAACUUCAAAGUAGUCAUACUGGGUGUCAUGUCCAACAUUCCUGAUAUCCUCUUGAUUUUCCCACUUGUAUCUGAUGUUUUUAAUAGAACAGGUAUCUUCAAGCAAGCUACACAUCACUGGGUUUUUUGA